CAUUUUGGACUGCUGCCGCGAAACCAGGGAGGUUGGGUCCACCGCUUCAAUGUUUAAGCGCCUGCGCACAUUGGGGAAAAUUCUGGAAGACGGCGGACGGCGGAGCUACCGCCAUUUUGUGGGAAGGGGAGCAGUCAGGUUGCAGUGCUGCUUUUACUAUUUACAUUCUGGAAGACAGCCGUGCUUUGCGCUGCCCAACAAACCCAAAGGAACGGAGAAAACCGGGAUCCCCCCUGCGGGGACCCGGAACCGAUCUGCUACGAUGGCAUCCGAUGACUUUGAUAUAGUGAUUGAGGCCAUGCUGGAAGCUCCCUAUAAAAAAGAGGAGGAUGAGCAGCAAAGGAAGGAGGUUAAAAAGGAUGAUCCUAGCAACACCAGCAUCAGCAACAGUGGCAGUGUGAGCAGUACUACUGCGGAGACAAGCAGGAAGAAGAGGAGUCGGAGCCAUAGUAAAAGCAGGGAUAGGAAGCGCAGUCAUAGUCGAGACCGGGAUCGAUACAGACGGAGAAAUAGUCGGAGCCGAAGUCGAGAUCGGCAGCGUCAUCACCGCAGCCAUAGCCGGGACCAUCAUCAUAGUAGUGAGUCUCGAAUUCGGGACUGGCGCCGUGAAGGUCGUGUGCGUUACAGGAGCCCACCACUUGCCACUGGGCGUAGGUAUGGACAGAGUAAGAGUCCUCAUUUCAGAGAGAAGAGCCCAGUCAGGGAACCAGUUGAUAAUCUGAGUCCCGAGGAGCGUGAUGCUCGAACAGUUUUCUGUAUGCAGUUAGCUGCCCGCAUUCGGCCUCGAGACCUGGAAGACUUUUUCUCUGCUGUUGGCAAAGUUCGUGAUGUACGUAUCAUCUCAGAUCGGAACUCACGUCGUUCUAAGGGCAUUGCCUAUGUGGAAUUCUGUGAAAUCCAGUCUGUGCCGCUAGCCAUUGGGUUGACUGGGCAGCGGCUGCUGGGGGUGCCUAUCAUUGUACAGGCCUCACAGGCUGAGAAAAACCGACUGGCAGCCAUGGCCAAUAACUUGCAGAAGGGCAGUGGUGGACCAAUGCGCCUCUUUGUGGGCUCCCUGCACUUCAACAUCACUGAAGACAUGCUGCGGGGCAUCUUUGAGCCCUUUGGCAAAAUUGAUAAUAUUGUCCUGAUGAAGGACUCAGAUACAGGCCGCUCUAAAGGUUAUGGUUUCAUUACAUUCUCUGACUCUGAAUGUGCCCGGCGGGCCCUGGAGCAGUUGAAUGGCUUUGAGCUUGCUGGUCGACCUAUGAGGGUUGGCCAUGUGACUGAGCGACUGGAUGGUAGCACAGACAUCACUUUUCCUGAUGGAGACCAGGAGCUGGACCUAGGAUCAGCAGGUGGACAUUUACAGCUCAUGGCCAAAUUGGCAGAAGGCUCUGGAAUCCAGCUGCCAGCCACAGCUGCUACUGCCACUGCUGCCGCUGCCCAGGCCGCUGCCUUGCAGCUGAAUGGAGCAGUUCCCUUGGGGGCCUUAAACCCAGCAGCUCUGACUGCUCUGAGUCCAGCCCUGAACCUCACCUCUCAAGCAGUCGCCUCCCAGUGCUUCCAGCUUUCCAGCCUUUUUACCCCCCAAACCAUGUAAAUCACAGGACCUUGCUUGUUUUCGUCACUGGGUAUUUUCUUCCUUUGGCUUCCAUUCACUUCUUCUCCUUGCCCCAGGUAAAUCAGUGGCACAGUACAUUGCCUCCCUGUGCCGGGGGGUCCUGCCACUACCUUCCUCACAACUGCCCUUCUACGGCCCCUUCUCUCUGUUUUGUGGACCAAGCCAUCCUGAGGCCAUGGACAUUUACUCUGCAGGAAUUGGGGCCACCCUUAGACACCAAGAAGCUCUCCUGCCUGUGGCCCCAGUGGGAAUGGACUCUGCUAAGCAACCACUAGUCCAAGAGAACAAUUACUGAACACUGUUUCUCCAUGUGCAUCGUCUCCUGAGAUGAUCUUCAUUGCCCUUUCCAACCCUCUCUUAGUGAUUCCUCGAUUCCUAUGUUGGGAAGGCCAUGGGCAUUAACAGAAGGAACUGACUUCUUUUUUCUUCCUCCGUACCUUUACCCUACUAUUUUGUCAAGGAAAAAUCCUUAAGCCCUCUGCUCCAAGAGGACUUUGGAGUUUGGGGGCAAGGGGGUGAACCUUGAAGGUGCUGGCUUGCCGCUGCAAGGUCCAUGGAAGAGAGCUGGGACAUGUAUGUGCAUUGUGAAGCCUGCCUUAGACCUCAGCUUGGGACCAGAAUUACCGUGGGCCCAGCAUCUUGCUGGGAGCUGUAGAAAUGAUCCAUUCUGCCAGGCAUUUUGGAUGUCUUAGGGGCAUUCUGGAGUUUAGGGAAAGAUGGUGCACUUUUCAAGUAUCUUCCAUCUUCCUUUGUAUAGUUAGUUGUCCUUCCUCCCAGGUACUUCCUUUGGUCCAGGGUGGGAGGAUGGUGGGGAGGCUGCUAUUCUCUACCACUUCCCAUGUGCCUCUACUGUGGGCUCCACCCAGCUGUUAAAGCUGCUCCUGUCCCCUACUUGGGCACAUGUGAGCCCUUCUUACUGAAUUUUAUACCCUUGUGUGUGUGUGUGUACAUAAAUACACACACACACACAUAUAUAUAUAUAUAUAUAAACUUUGUACAAAAGGCAAGCUUCAUUGUUGUGGCGGCUGUGUGUGUGGUCUGUCAGUAUGUCUGAUGUUAACUUCUAAUGAGCCAAAACCAUGAAUGUUCUAGGGAUAUAAAAUAUUUGU
Messenger RNA from Phyllostomus hastatus (greater spear-nosed bat), 2712 nucleotides. RefSeq names its product RNA binding motif protein 23 (gene RBM23). The transcript has 13 exons. Bases 50 to 1582 code for a protein of 510 amino acids. Lineage: Eukaryota; Metazoa; Chordata; Mammalia; Chiroptera; Phyllostomidae. Gene Ontology annotation, cellular component: nucleus. Gene Ontology annotation, molecular function: RNA binding. Gene Ontology annotation, biological process: mRNA processing. The record is from RefSeq and is a predicted model, not a curated record.